AUGCUGUCCUCGCAAGCCUUGCUGUCCUCGCAAGCUGUGCUGUCCUCGCUAGCUGUGCUGUCCUCGCAAGCUGUGCUGUCCUCGCAAGCUGUGCUGUCCUCGCAAGCUGUGCUGUCCUCGCAAGCUGUGCUGUCCUCGCAAGCUGUGCUGUUUUCGCAAGCUGUGCUGUCCUCGCAUGCUGUCCUGUCCUCGGAAGCUGUGCUGUCCUCGCAACCCGUGCUGUCCUCGCAACCUGUGCUGUCCUCGCAAGCCGUGCUGUCCUCGCAAGCCGUGUUGUCCUCGCAAGCUGUGCUGUCCUCUCAAGCUGUGCUGUCCUCGGAAGCUGUGCUGUCCUCGCUAGCCGUGCUGUCCCCGCAGGCCGUGCUGUCCCCGCAAGCCGUGCUGUCCUCGCAAGCCGUUCUGUCCUUGCAAGCCGUGCUGUCCUCGCAAGCUUUGCUGUCCUCGCAAGCUGUGCUGUCCACCCAAGUUGUGCUGUCAUCUCAAGUUGUGCUGUCAUCUCGAGUUGUGCUGUCCUCUAAAGUUGAGCUGUCCUCUCAAGUUGAACUGUCCUCUGAAGUUGAGCUGUCCUCUCAAGUUGAGCUGUUCUGUCAAGUUGAGCUGUCCUCUCAAGUUGAGCUGUCCUCUCAAGUUGAGCUGUCCUCUCAAGUUGAGCUCUCCUCUCAAGUUGAGGUGUACUCUCAAGUUGAGCUGUCCUCGCAAGCUGUGCUGUCCUCGGAAGCUGUGCUGUCCUCGCAAGUUGUGCUGUCCUCGCAAGCUGUGCUGUCCUCGCAAGCUGUGCUGUCCUCGCAAGCUGUGCUGUCCUCGCAAGCUGUGCUGUCCUUGCAAGCCGUGCUGUCCUCGCAGGCCGUGCUGUCCUCGCAAGCCUUGCUGUCCUCGCAAGCUGUGCUGUCCUCGCUAGCUGUGCUUUCCUCGCAAGCUGUGCUGUCCUCGCAUGCUGUGCUGUCCUCGCAAGUUGUGCUGUCCUCGCAAGCUGUGCUGUCCUCGCAAGCUGUGCUGUCCUCGCAAGCUGUGCUGUCCUCGCAAGCUGUGCUGUCCCUGCAAGCCGUGCUGUCCUCGCAGGCCAUGUUGUCCUCGCAAGCCUUGCUGUCCUCGCAAGCUGUGCUGUCCUCGCUAGCUGUGCUGUCCUCGCAAGCUGUGCUGUCCUCGCAAGCUGUGCUGUCCUCACAAGCUGUGCUGUCCUCGCAAGCUGUGCUGUCCUCGCAAGCUGUGCUGUCCUCGCAAGCUGUGCAGUCCUCGCAAGCUGUGCUGCCUUCGCUAGCUGUGCUGUCCUCACAAGCUGUGCUGUCCUCGCAAGCUGAGCUGUACUCGGAAGCUGUGUUGUCCUCGGAAGCUGUGCUGUCCUAG
Molecule: messenger RNA, 1344 nt
Organism: Schistocerca piceifrons (Central American locust)
Lineage: Eukaryota; Metazoa; Arthropoda; Insecta; Orthoptera; Acrididae
Exons: 1
Coding region: 1-1344 (447 amino acids)
Source: RefSeq, a predicted model, not a curated record